Messenger RNA from Cylicocyclus nassatus, 1024 nucleotides. NCBI's taxonomy places the organism in Eukaryota, Metazoa, Nematoda, Chromadorea, Rhabditida, Strongylidae. The record is from the annotation of a GenBank genome assembly.
AUGGGGCCUCGAGGCGACGUGAGCUGUGCGCCUCGAAUACAAAUCGCAGAUAUCACCUUCUGGAAUAACAUGCAUGUUGUUACGCCCAUCACACACGUCAUAUUCGACUUCGACGGUCUUUUGGUGGACACUGAGCCGUGCUACACCAUCGCUAACGAGGCCAUCCUUAGCAAAUAUGGUUGUAAAUUUACAACGCAACUGAAAGGAGGAAUGAUGGGUCGAAAACCAUUGGAAGCUAUCGUGUGGUUACUAGAACAGGUAGGGUUGACGAAUCAAAUCACAGCAGAAGAUUAUGCUCUUCAAUAUGACAUCAUGCUGGCGGAAAUGUUCAAAAAAUGUCGCAGUCUACCUGGAGCUGAGCGUUUAGUUCGGCACUUGGCAAGUAAAGAAGUACCUAUGGCAAUAUGCUCGGGAUCUUGUAGUCGAAGUUUUGAAUGGAAGGCGGAAAACCACAGAAGUUGGAUUGAUCUCAUUCCGACCCAUGUGUUAUGCGGAGACGAUGAACACAUCAAGCGAGGAAAACCAUAUCCUGAUGGCUUCAUUGAGACCAUGAAGAGGUUCCCCAAACAACCGUCCGCCCCCUCUGACGUGCUAGUUUUCGAGGAUGCACCUAAUGGUGUGAAAGCAGCACUAGCUGCAGGGAUGCAUUGCGUUGUUGUGCCAGACAAAAUAUUCCUUGAGGAGGCCAGAACAUUAAAUGCCGACCAGCUUCUCUCAAGUUUGGAAGACUUCAAGCCUGAGGAAUUUGGUUUGCCAGCUUUUGAUUAAAAGGAUUUCUGAAUACCACUCUUGAUCUUUUUCUUCUUUUGUCUACGCCACGGCAUCCUUUACUCCACCGCACUAUCUGUUUGUUGGUGUCCUUUUUCUGAUUUUCAUUUUCUGGUAAUAUCGUUUCAUCUGUGAGUUGGUUGCAUGGACUAUACUAUUCAAUGGUGAAGUGUUAUGGUCAAUGGUAUUGAAGGCAGCGGCUUGGCAGAUUCUCGACUUGGGGUUUUUUUGCUUACCUGGAGUAAUUCGAGGCACU